GUUGGAUGGCCUGCAUUAUUAGUAGGAUAAAAAAUGCAAGUGAUGAAGAGGAAAAAAAGAAGCUUAAUCAACUUUUAGAGACACUAAGGAAGAAAUUGCCUGAGGGCUUUAAGAUAGGAGCUGCUAUAGGUGAAGGGGAUUGUUUCUUUGAUUCCAUAGCUCAAGGAUUGAACGAGCUAAAAGAUAAAGGUCUGAUUGCAGGUAGUAAAGGAUUUAGUGUAAAGUCUUUGCGGGAAAAUUGUAAGCAAUAUGCACAACAAGUUAAUCAAUCAAAAAAACUAAAAAAAGGUUCAUGGUUGGGUAGUGCUUUAAAAGGAGAAGGUGAAAAACUUUGUGAAUAUAUUCCGCGUAUUGAAUUUACUGCAGAAGACAUUGAAAAUACAAGCUCUGAUUCAGAAAUAAAAAUUCUAAAGUUGGAAAACGCUAUAUGGGGAAGACCUGAAGUUGAAGGAAAAAUGAUAUGCGAAAAGUAUGGCGUGAAAGUUAGGACUAUAGAAUUGAGAGAUAAAGAGAUAGAUGGAUUACAUGUUACUAAAGGUAAGGUAGGUACAGGUAAUAAUAUUAUUUACAUAGUAAAUUACAGGAACCAUUUUGUACCACUUCUUAGUAAUAUUGAAAAAGAUAUAAAGAGAAGCAUAAAAGUUUCUAGAGAGGAAGCUUACGGUAAUGUGGUAGCAAACAAUAUUUCUCAAUCUUACAUUUCUACACCAUUACAAGAUAUUGAAAAUUCCUCACACGAGCAAAACGAUCAUUCAAGGAGUACAGGUAAGGAAGAUCGUAAAACGAGUAGAAAACGAAGACGUUCUGUUACAGACAAAGAUGAUAUAGUAUUGAAGAGGUCGCGUGUGGAUGUACACAAUAUUAAUGAAGAAAUUAGAUUUGCUAAAAGUGUUGCCGGUAAAGAAGGGACACCUAGAUUUAAUCAGUUCUUAGAUUUUUUAAUUGCAGGGGAAGGAAAAGAAUGUCUAGAAGUUCUGAAAGGAAAAGGAAUAAACCUAUCCAGUAUGUCCAGUAUUUUAAGUGGAUCAGGAUCUGAUGCUACAAAAGCUUUUAAAGGCUUAUAUGAUCUGUGGUUUGAUGAGCAAGGAAAUAAAACACGAUAUUUAAAAACUCUAGAAAAAGAAAGAAUAAAUCUAGCUAGUGUUUCUAGUAUUUUAAGUAAAGCAAGAGCUAAUGCUGCAAAGACUUUUAAAGGCUUAUAUGAUCUGUGGUUUGAUGAGCAAGGAAAUAAAACACGAUAUUUAAAAACUCUAGAAAAAGAAAGAAUAAAUCUAGCUAGUGUUUCUAGUAUCUUAGGCAGAACAGGAACUAGUGCUGCAAAAGCUUUUAAAGACUUAUAUGACCUAUGGUUUGAUGAGCAAGGAAAUAAAACACGAUAUUUAAAAACUCUAGAAAAAGAAGGAAUAGGCUUAGCCAGUGUAUCCAAUAUUUUGCAUGGAGCAAGAGCUAAUGCUGCAAAGACUUUUAAAGUCUUACAUGAUCUGUGGUUUGAUGGGCAAGGAAAUAAAACACAAUAUUUAAAAACCUUGGGAAAAGAAGAAAUAAAUCUUACUAAUCUAUCCGGUAUUUUAAGUAAAGCAGGAGCUAAAGCUCCCAAAGCGUUUAAAGACUUAUAUAAUCUGUGGUUUGAUGAAGAAGGAAAUAAAACACAAUAUUUAAAAACCCUGGAAAAAGAAGAAAUAAAUCUUACUAAUGUGUCUAGUAUUUUAGGUGGAGCAGGAGCUAAUGGUGCAAGGGCUUUUAAAGACUUAUAUGAUCUGUGGUUUGAUGAAAAAGGAAAGAAAAAACAAUAUUUAAAAACUCUAGAAGAAAGCGGAAUGGGUCUUACUAAUGUAUCCAGUAUUUUGCAUAGAGUAGGAGCUAAUGGUGCAAAAGCUUUUAAAGGCUUAUAUGAUCUGUGGUUUGAUGAGCAAGGAAAUAAAACACAAUAUUUGAGAACUCUAGAAAAAGAAGGAAUAAGUCUUGCUAGUAUAUCCAGUAUCUUGCAUGGUGCAGGAGCUAAUGGUGCAAAGGCUUUUAAAGACUUGUAUGACCUGUGGUUUGAUGAAGAAGGAAAUAAAACACAAUAUUUAGAAACCCUGGAAAAAGAAGAAAUAAAUCUUACUAAUGUAUCCAGUAUUCUUAAUGGAGCAGGAGCUAAUGGUGCAAAGGCUUUUAAAGACUUAUAUGAUCUUUGGUUUGAUAAGCAAGGAAAUGAAACACAAUAUUUGAAAACUCUAAAAAAAGAAAAAGUAAAUCUAGCUGAUGUGCCCGGUAUUUUAAGUAAAGCAGGAGCUAAAGCUCCCAAAGCAUUUAAAGACUUAUAUGAUCUUUGGUUUGAUAAGCAAGGAAAUGAAACACAAUACUUAAAAACCUUAAAAAAAGAAAAAAUAAAUCUAACUAAUAUGUCCAGUAUUUUGCACGGAGUAGGAGCUAAUGGUGCAAAGGCUUUUAAAGACUUGUAUGACCUGUGGUUUGAUGAAGAAGGAAAUAAAACACAAUAUUUAAAAACCCUGGAAAAAGAAGAAAUAAAUCUUACUAAUGUGUCUAGUAUUUUAGGUGGAGCAGGAGCUAAUGGUGCAAAAGCUUUUAAAGACUUAUAUGAUCUGUGGUUUAAUGAAAAAGGAAAUAAAACACAAUAUUUAAAAACUCUAGAAAAGGAAGGAAUAGAUCUAUCUAGCAUAUCUAGUAUUUUGAAUGGAGCAGGAGCCAAUGGUGCAAAAGCUUUUAAAGACUCAUAUGAUCUGUGGUUUGAUGAAGAAGGAAAUAAAACUCAAUAUUUGAGAACUAUAGAAAAAGAAGGAACAAGUUUUGCUAGCAUGUCCAGUAUCUUACAUGGAGCAGGAGCUAAUGCUGCAAAAGCUUUUAAAGACUUAUACGAUCUUUGGUUUGAUAAAGAAGGAAAUAAAACACAAUAUUUAAAAACUCUAAAAAAAGAAGAAAUAAAUUUACCUAAUAUGUCCAGUAUUUUAAGUGGAGCAGGAGCGAAUACUAAAAAAGCUUUUAAAGACUUAUAUGAUCUUUGGUUUGAUGUGCAAGGAAAUAAAAAACAGUAUUUAAAACAUUUUACUGAAAAAAAGAAUAAGGAAAGGAAUUUUACUAUAAGUAACUUGUCUGGUAUUUUAAGUGGGGCAGGAGCCAAAGCUAGCAGUGCUUUUAAAGAAUUACAUGACGCUUUAAGCCAGGUAACUUAUCCUCUAUGUUAUGUGGAUCAGGAUCUCGCGCUUCUCAUAGAUUAA
Messenger RNA from Phaedon cochleariae (mustard beetle), 3218 nucleotides. The record is from the annotation of a GenBank genome assembly. Lineage: Eukaryota; Metazoa; Arthropoda; Insecta; Coleoptera; Chrysomelidae.